AUGGAUCGUAUAGAGCCAGUCAACGGCUCUCAGGAUCCUGAGGGUCAGCAACCCCCGUCGACAAAUAUCUCGUCCUCGCCAAGACCAGUGUCUAUGCAACCUAGCCGGCCGCGCACCUUAUCAACCCGUUCCCGUCGGCCGACGAUCCGCCUGCAACGCCUCCCAUCAUGCACGUUGGGUCAGACCGCCUCGCAACUUCAAAGUGAAUCAGAAAAUGCGGGCAUACAAAACAGCGCCAACGUUAAUCUGAAUGCGUCAAGUCCGAAAAUCGUGUCGCCAACCGCCUUGCUCGAUGUGGAUGGGGCAUGGCAGGCGAAUCGUCGUCGCAGCAGCUCCGAACCCAACCGCGGUCGAUGGUCUGCCCCCAACCCAACCACCAUCCCGGGAUUUACAGUCGGCGGCCAAAUGUUGCCACUGCUAGAGGAGCAGUCUCCAGUCGCUAGAACGGCCACGAACCUGCCCUUUCCUUCGGAAAGCCUGUCUGCCGUUCCUAUACCAAGAAGCCGCAACCUCUUCCGUAGGACGAGCGAAGCUGCCCUUAUUCGGCUCUCUAGGUAUCGAGCGGGUGGAGUUGAACCAUCCCGGGAUGAUGAAACGAGUGAUGAAUACCACCCUCAUAUAGUCGAUGUGUUGGAUGUCAUCGACCCCGAGGUAUCGGCUUUAUCUACCCUCACGAACGUCCAGAACUCUUUAUUUGUCCCAAAUUUGGGUCCUUUCCUGAAUCGCAACCCAACCUACACGCUCUCGCCUCCCAGGGAAAGCUCGGAGGAUGAAGGUACGACUACAACGGACGAAGGCGAGGAGAUACCUGAAAAAGAGCCCGAUGGCCGUCCAACCCGUCCACCGCUGGAGCGCCCCCUUACUAGUCUUUCCGCCGUACUUGAGAAACAGGACGCCCGGUUUGCCGUUUUACCCGAAGGAAGCAACCUCGAGGGAUGGACUGAACGGGAUGUAGAAGAACUGAAUGAUCACGUACGGCACAUGCUGCACUCUCGACGGUCGAAGUUCAAACGGGCGAUGAAAGGGUUUGGGAAAUACGUCUCAAAACCACUGGGAUUUCUGAUCACACUAUAUGCUACCUUGAUCACACUCUUUGGACUUGCUUGGGUACUCUUUCUUAUUGGCUGGAUCAACGUCGGAGGGCGACAACUGUACAUUAUCAACGUCAUCGACAACGUUCUUGUGGCGUUAUUUGCAGUUAUGGGAGAUGGUUUGGCUCCCUUUCGCGCAGUCGAUACGUACCAUAUGAUUUAUAUCGCGCAUUACACCUUUUUGACGUAUAAAAUCCGCCGGAAACGCCGUCUACCCGAUCUGAAGGACAAGAAUGAUCUGCCAUCCCGACGCGAGAUUGAUGUCGAUGUCGAGUUUGGCGAUACCCCCAAAGAUGAAGAACACGAGUUCAGUGUCUUGACUCGUCUACAACAGCAGAAACUUACCCACCACCAAAAUAAAUUUUCCCGGUCGCAUACAUUCUAUAAACCUCACGAGACGCUGACCCACCAUGCCUUUCCUCUUCGCAUCCUGAUCGCCAUUGUUGUCCUGCUGGAUUGUCAUUCCUUACUCCAGAUCGCCCUUGGCGCUUGUACAUGGGGUAUUAACUACAAAGUACGGCCCUUCGCUCUCACCACCGUCAUUCUUUGCUUUUCGAUUGCGUGCAACAUCACCGGCGGCGUUCUUAUCAUGGUCGGUGAUCGAAGGACGCGGAAGAAAGAGGUCGUCGAGCGAUUAUUCCGCGAGAAACUCACUCAAGAGGCGAUGAAGAAAAUUAACAAGAAGAAGAAGAAAGUUGCAAAGCAGGUUGCAGAGCAAAACGGCGAGCCUACUCCCACUCAAUCGUCCUCCACGUCUUCGUCGCACCCUCAGCCGUACGAAGGAACCUGA
Molecule: messenger RNA, 1881 nt
Organism: Aspergillus tanneri
Lineage: Eukaryota; Fungi; Ascomycota; Eurotiomycetes; Eurotiales; Aspergillaceae
Product: DUF2985 domain-containing protein
Exons: 4
Coding region: 1-1881 (626 amino acids)
Source: RefSeq, a predicted model, not a curated record